UUUUUUCUAGCAUUACACAACCUACCAGCGCACACACAGGCCCGUGUGCCAAACUUAUCCCUCAAGACACGCGCCCCGCCCGUUGAUCCAAGUGAUUCUACAAAAGUGUGGGGUGCACCUGAUUUACAAUGCACUAAGCGAGUUAUAGAAACUUCGGUUUCUGGUCUCGCACACACUAACUGCCCCGGAUGGCAAUAUGAUGGAUCGGCGGCGGGGGCUUCACUUUUGGUCUUACCGCCGUCGUCGUAUGAUCGCGUUCGAGUUCUCCAGCUUUACUUCCCGUCUCUACAACUCCAGCAGCUUGGUAUUCAGUGCAUCUCCUUGCGUCGAGCUACUCCCCAGUGUGAUCCGCUUGGAGAACGCCUGUCUGCCCUCUGGAGUCCUGCACCGUUCCUCUUCGAUUCCGGUUCCUGUGUGCUGUACAGCGUUCCAGCCCUCCUCGUUGUGCGUGCGUGCAGUACACACAGAGUCGUUCCUGUGUUCUUCUGACUUCAUCAUGAAGAGGACCGCGUCUGGUGUUCCCGUGGCAGCCGGCCAGCCUUCGACAUCGGGAGCCCUCCAGACCUCGACAUCGAGAGCCCUCCAGCCUUCGACAUCGGGAGCCCUCCAGACCUCGACAUCGAGAGCCCUCCAGCCUUCGACAUCGGGAGCCCUCCAGACCUCGACAUCGAGAGCCCUCCAGCCUUCGACAUCGGGAGCCCUCCAGACCUCGACAUCGAGAGCCCUCCAGCCUUCGACAUCGGGAGCCCUCCAGACCUCGACAUCGGGAGCCGUCCAGCUUGUGUCAUCUCAGGUAUGUGCACCAUCACCAGGGAAUGGGUGUGCAUACUGUGGCAAAUUGUUUUCCGCUAGCCGUAAUGCCAGACGACAUGAGCGCAUCUGCGCAGCUAAUCCUGGCUGUAAUACAGCAAGCCAAUGUCAUAUCUGCGGUAUGACAAUAAGCCGCAAGGACAGUUUGGCCCGUCAUAUGAGAACGUGUGAGGGCACCGUCGAGCACAGCACAGGCUCGAGGUGCAUUUACUGCGGGCUGCAAUUCAAAUAUAGCCGUGAUGCCAGACGCCACGAGAAGAGCCAGUGCUCAUUCAACCCUGAGCGCAUUGCAUUUACAUGCACUACAUGCCAGGGCGGGUUUACCCGCAAAGACAAUCUAUUGACGCACAUCAAGACGUGCAAUGGCCUGGCCGCUAAGAGACGGUGCGUAGACGAGACCUCCGGCCUGCAACAGCCCGGCCCCAGCACUCGUCCGCAAUACGUGGCGAGUGUGCCCGACCAGGCACAGCGAGACUUGGAGGCGCAAGCGCCUGACCAGGCUCAGGUUGACUUGGAGGCAGGCGGUACCGGGUUCGUUGAGGCGGAGAGUGCAUUCCGUCGCAACCUAAAGACCUUAGUGGCAGUCAACAAUGGUGCGACCAAAGACAUUUGCACGUACCUGGGCGAAAUGAAAAAUAACUUGAUCAAUCGCAUUUCCCAGGAAGUACGUGAAAAUGGCCCAGUGAAGUUCAGUGUAUGGCUUGAAUGCGAUUAUGCCAAGCCCGCUCCCUUCGAUGAAGGUGUAGACAAGAGGGCGUUCAAGACGAAGAAUGUACCCAUCUACGAAGAGAGCGACAUUGAAGAGGCAGUAACAGAAUGCAUUGCGAAAAUAUGUAGGGAGGAGGACGAAUAUGUCAGUAAAGGCUCGGGGUGGACCUUGUCUGCAGUAAAGAAAAUUCAGCUCCGUUUCAACAAGCUAGUGCCUCUUCGAGUCUCCUCCUACAUUGAUCUGCCUGUUGUCAUCAAGAACCGUGAAGCAUGCAUAAAUCCCAUGAACCUGGAAGAUAACGAAUGCUUCAAGUGGGCCAUACUGGCGCGGUACGUGGAGGGGGUGAGUCCUCAACGUGUGGACAAGCGCUACCACGACCUGGAGGGAAAAUUUGAUUUUUCAGGACUCGAGUUCCCUACCCCCCUCCACCAAAUCAAGGUGUUUGAGCGAAACAACAAAGAAGUGUCUGUCAACGUCUACAACAUUGACGAGAACGACAAGAUCGCGCCAGUGCGUGUGGGGAAGGAGGAAAAGCAACAUCAUUUCGACCUCCUGCUUCUGUCGAACGAAGAUAGUAACUCUCAUUUCUGCUAUAUUAAGAACUUCUCAAGACUCGUCAGGCCUCAGAUCACUGCCCAUGACCACAAAAUCCAUGUCUGCAAGAGAUGCUUCACGUACUACGAUGACCAGCACCGAGUUUCAGGGCUGACAGGGCAGCAGUGUCUCGACGCGCACAAGAAAUUCUGCAACACCCAUGCUCCCGUGCGCGUCGAGAUGCCUAAAGCUGACAAGAACGGCAAGCCACCUGUCAUGGAAUUCAAAAAUUACCACCACAUGUCAAAGAUGCCCAUCGUCGUUUAUGCGGAUUUUGAAGCCCUGCUAGUACCCAUCUCAUCAUGCCAGCCGGACCCCCAGCAAUCAGGCACCUAUGCAUAUCAAAAACAUGAAGCAUACAGUUAUUGCAUAUAUGUAAAGGUCGACAAUAGCGUGAUCCCAGCCACGCUCACCGCCUCGCUGCCACAAGAGCCGAUGCUAUACAGGGGGCCCGAUGCUGAAGCAAAAUUCGUGGAGGACAUAGUCGAUAUUGGGAAUCAGGUGAAGGAAAUAUACCAGACCAGCCUGCCCAUGACGCCGCUGACGGCUCAAGAGUAUGCCAGAUUCGCCGCAGCCCAACAGUGCUGCUACUGUAAUACAGUAUUUACCAUGGAAAAUUAUAAAGUCAAGGACCACGACCACUUCAGUGGAAAGUACCUUGGUGCCGCCUGCAACAGCUGCAAUCUUCUGCGCAGGCGGCCCAAGAAGCUUGUUGUGUACUUCCACAACCUCAGCUACGACGAGAAGUUUAUCAUCAAGAAACUGGGCUACGACAACAAGGAAAUAUUCAUAAUCCCCCACACGCAGGAAAAAAUGAUAACAUUUUCGAAAAGCCUGUUUUAUCGACACAUUCAGGUUCAUGGCACGAAGUUUGGCGUCCCUCGCGUCGUACCUGCCAGCCGACAAAUUCAAAGAGACUUCGAAAUAUUUCACACCAGAAGAAAUGUCCCUCGUCACGAGAAAGGGUACAUUCCCCUAUGAUUAUGUUUCCAGCUGGGA
This is a messenger RNA of Bacillus rossius redtenbacheri, 3112 nucleotides long. RefSeq lists its product as uncharacterized. The coding region runs from base 197 to 3094 and encodes 965 amino acids. The record is from RefSeq and is a predicted model, not a curated record. Lineage: Eukaryota; Metazoa; Arthropoda; Insecta; Phasmatodea; Bacillidae. The transcript is spliced from 4 exons.